This is a messenger RNA of Cooperia oncophora, 624 nucleotides long. Lineage: Eukaryota; Metazoa; Nematoda; Chromadorea; Rhabditida; Trichostrongylidae. The record is from the annotation of a GenBank genome assembly.
AUGUGGUUAUCGAAGGAGGAGGAAAGGAAAAUGGAACUGAAAUCGGUAGAAUGUCGGACGCUGGAAAAACGUGAUCCAGUGUUGAUUGAUGCGAUUUGUCUGGAAACUAAGGAGCGAGGCGCUUACCGUAUAAACGAGAGCGAUGCGUUGAAUUCUGUGAAAGCUGUGUCAUUGUUUCCCGCUAGAGUGGUCCCUCGAACAACACUGAAGAUUUUCGCGUCUAAAUCAAGACCAGAUGAUGAAGCACCUCCAUGUACUCGGCCAGCAGUUAUUAAUGAUCAGCCUUCCCAGAAACCUGGCCAACCGCUGGUUCGACCACGUAAGCCUGUGAUCGACGAGGCACGUUUUCUUGAGGAUAUCCGCAAAAUGAGGCCCAAGGAUAUACGAGAACCUCAGACGUACCACUCGCAUAAGUUGGCGCUUGAGGCGAAAGAUCUACGGCCACGUUUGGGAGCUGCAGCUAUUGCUGAGGCGACAGCUGCUAUGGAACGGCCAGCGAGGCACUUCGUUGGACGGCCACAGCCGCUGAUCACCGAGGACCGAGGUUGUGUUCAACCUGAAGCUCACAACCUACAACAGAUACCGGAACUAUCUGGGUAUUGUGGGUCCCAUGCCAAAUAUUAA